Dendronephthya gigantea is the source of this 1994-nucleotide messenger RNA. Its product is annotated as matrilysin-like. The record is from RefSeq and is a predicted model, not a curated record. Gene Ontology annotation, cellular component: extracellular matrix. Gene Ontology annotation, molecular function: metalloendopeptidase activity; zinc ion binding. The transcript has 5 exons. NCBI's taxonomy places the organism in Eukaryota, Metazoa, Cnidaria, Anthozoa, Malacalcyonacea, Nephtheidae. Bases 380 to 1375 code for a protein of 331 amino acids. Gene Ontology annotation, biological process: extracellular matrix organization; proteolysis; collagen catabolic process.
ACUUAUUUGUUGAAAUAUACGAUUUUUAUCGCAUUUCAUUUCUUCCGAUUGUUAUUCAUACAAAAUAAGAUGUACCAAGAUAAUUAGAAUGAUUGAUUUGUAUGCUUUAAAAAAAAGAAAAAUGUCCAUACAAGGCCUAACGAUGCAGAACUUCAUGCAUGAAAUAUACAAAUUCUUAUCGCAAACAAAGAAAUUAUUCGACAAUUAAACAAUGUUUCUAAAGUGUGAGAACCACACUAAGUAAACAUACGUAGGAGCAAUGAAAUGCUUUUGAAAAAAAAUUGAAAAGACAUUCAUAUCCGUUGAGGAAUAUAAAAGGUUUGGCGCGCAACGAAGAGACCAGAAGUAAGGUAGGUGCAGCAAGCCAGAACGUCACGAAAUGAAAACUGUUCUGAUUUGGGGAGCUCUAGCGCUGUUAAGCGGCUCCUUCGGUUUCCCUGUGAGCGACGAAGCCACAGAUGAAGAAUUGGCCGAUAAAUUAUUCCAGGAAGACACGGAAAACAACGUUAACCAAAAAAUAAAACAAGAUAUUUGGAAAUACCUAAAAUCUUACGGCUAUAUUUCGGAAACAACGACGCCGAUGCAAAAAUCAGAGGGAGAGCAGAUUGAACAGGGUAUGUGGAAUUUUGCUGUUCGGAACGGAGCGAAUAUUAAGAAAAAAAUAUUCAAGAAUGAAGCUAAGCGUGUCUUCGAGCGUAUCCUGGAACGCAUUUCAAAAAAACGUCGAUGUGGUGACCCAGAUAUUGGUAAAGGUGCAUUUGGAACAGGAGGCGGAAUACAGAAGAGAUAUCUUGCUCAGUCGCCAUGGGGAAAAAAUAUAUUAACCUACAAAAUUUUGAGUUUUGACGAUGAUCUAACGCACGAGGUACAACGAGAAGAAAUUGCAAAGGCGUUUAAAUUCUGGACUGAUGCAUCUGAGCUUACAGUUAGUGAAGUUCAAGGAACUACAACAGCUGAUAUCAAUAUAGAAUUUGUCGUUGGUAGUCACUCAGACUCAGUACCAUUUGACGGUCCAGGUUUUGUAGUUGCACAUGCAUUUUACCCCGAAGAUGGUCGUAUCCAUUUUGACCGGGAUGAAAAGUUUACCACUGGACAAGCAACCUCAGAAGUCAAUCUUCUGUCAGUUGCUGCCCAUGAGAUUGGGCACGCUCUUGGUUUGGGUCAUUCAACAGACAGCAAAUCAAUCAUGCGUGCGCAAUAUCAACCAUAUAGUACAGACCUAGCACUUUCUCAGGAUGACAUUGAUGGCAUCACCUAUCUUUAUCCUUCAAAUAAUGCAGGAGCAUGUGUUGAUGAAUUCUGGUGUGAAGAUAUUUUGAAAAGUGAAUGUUCAUUCUUUCCUGGAUACUGCAAAAACAAAUGUGGCACUUGCUAGUUUAGGCACAAACCUGAGGCUACUAGUCAUAUGUGCAUGAUGUGAAAUACUGUAUUUUAUCCAGCAAUUUUCACCUUUAUUUAUAUUCACUUAUGCUGGCAUGAUCCAAAUACAAUUUAUAUAUAGUGUGUUGAUUUAUUGGUCAUAGGUUUUAAGAAAAGUUCUAACCAAAAAUAUUUUCAGAUAAAUCUGUUUAAUUGUCACCACUGCAUUGUUAGGUCAUUAGUAGCACAAACAAAAUUACUGUAUUUAGAAAGCACAUAUUUAUCAUAUUACACCCAAUCUUUAAGACUGGCAUUUAGGUAGAUUAAUAUAGCAAUACAGCAAUAUUACUAACAUCAGUAGAUUUCAAAAAGGUACUAAACCUUGCUGCUAAUUCCAUUAAACACAUAUUAAAGAAUAGAAAUAAUGAAAUAUAGAAUAAACUACAGUUCUGUACUUAAUCAAACGUUUGCAAGGGAUGGCAAAUACUAGAAUUGACCAUGCAGUUGUUCUAUUAGAAUUUAAAGACAAGUAGAAUGAAACUAACAAUUCGAUUUAUAAUAAACAUUUUUGUCGUAUAUUUAAUCAAAAGCAAACAAAUAAAUGUAAACAAAUAUGUUGUCAAUAGUAACACCAU